AAUGCCUGGAACCCGCUAAGCUCAGCGGGCUGAUCAAGAACAUCGAGACGGAGCUGAAUGCUAAGGGGAUCAACGACAACCGAUACGCGUUCAUCCGCUGGAACAUGGACUCGAGUCCGUACGUCCAUGUCAUCGACGGGAAGCACUUCACCAAUCAAAGGAACCUUCAAAGGGAACUCGACAACAUGGAGCUCACUGGUGUGACGAAUGGCCAAGGCGACCUGUACGAGGUGAUCGAAUUCGCAGCCAAGCUCCCUUUCCGAGCGGGAGUCGGCAAAUCCCUCGUGAUCGUCUCUUGCGAGGAAUGCGGAAGGCCCGACACCCAGGCCUACGCCGACACCCUCAAUAUCCUCUUGGAAGCUGAUAUGCGACUCCACUUGCUUUACCCAACGAAGAUCGGGCUCAAGGGUGAGAAAAUCGCGAAGCCCCUGGACGCUCCGGUUGGAUUCGACGACGGGAAGGUGUUUACCCUCAAGGAUUCCAGGGAUCUCCAGGGAGACCGGAACUUGAAGGAACGGCUGGCCAUCGAGAAGGACUUCUGCAUGCCGUUGGCGAUCGAAACAAAGGGCUCUGUGUUCACGAUGAACUUCCUGAGGGACAGACCGAACCGAAUCAAGAAGUUGUGGUCUGUGUUCGGACAGAGGCUUUCCGAGACAGCGCUGCCCUCCCCUUGCCUUCGAUGCGAUUGCGUCCCUGAUCGGAGUGGGAUGGGACGCACUAUGUGCCACCCUUGCAUCCCGCCUUCCCUUUCCGACUUCUUCGCUAGCUUUGACCGCUUGGAGUACAGCAGUUCUUAGAAAGGAACGGAGUUCGACGAGAGCCCCUUGAUCUCUAUCGUCUUUUGCUGCAUAUAUAUACUUAUGGAACAUAUUUCAUUCACUUCCAGAAAUAAAAAUGUAUGAUCAUU
Messenger RNA from Darwinula stevensoni, 907 nucleotides. Lineage: Eukaryota; Metazoa; Arthropoda; Ostracoda; Podocopida; Darwinulidae. The record is from the annotation of a GenBank genome assembly.